Molecule: messenger RNA, 2846 nt
Organism: Astrephomene gubernaculifera
Lineage: Eukaryota; Viridiplantae; Chlorophyta; Chlorophyceae; Chlamydomonadales; Astrephomenaceae
Source: the annotation of a GenBank genome assembly
CCUUCUCAUAGUUUGUCUCUCCUUUUUGCGCUUACUGAUUCCACAGUAGGCACCCGCUAACUCAAGUUUGGACGCGGACCUGUCCAUACCUUGCCAAUUAUGUGUAGUUAAUGUAUACAGAUACACGUAUAGGGCUCAGUAGUUAAGGCCGCCUCUAGGGGUGCCGCUGGUGCGCCUCGAGCAGAAGAAUGGAUGAGGAGGCGUAUGCCGAGGACUUUGCGGACGAUGACGAGCUCCUUGAGUAUUAUGAUGAGGCUCCUGCUGGAGAUGCCGUAGACGCAGAGCCAAUCAAUGGCGAUACAAAUGGCGAUACACUUCCUGCCGACGGCGGGCACACCGGAGCGGACGCCGGGGAAGCUCAACCGCAGGCGCAACAGACCAAGGCCCAGCAAAAGGGCAUUCCAGCUGCUUACUACGAGGACAUCAGCACCGCCGGGGGCUCCGUGGACUUCCCCAAGCCCGGCUUCCACCAGCAGCAAGGUCGCGGCAGACCCUUCCCAGAGGGCGGGCGGGGACCCGUAGCAACUGGCCGCGGCGGACGCGGCAGCGGCCGUAGCAGCGUCCUUGGGCCCCCCUUCCUCGGCGGCCGUGGUGGCAUGAUGGGCAUGCCGCACCCCAUGAUGAUGCCACCCGGCAUGAUGCCGCCUCCCGCCGGCUUGGCUGCGGCCCUGGCUGGCGGCAUGCCCCUAGCCCUCCAGCAGCUACACAUGCAACACCAGCAGCAGCAGCAGCAACAACUGCAGGCGCGGCCGCACUUUGGAGCCAUGGCCGCCGCCAUGCAGCACACGGCGGCUGGGAGGGGCGGCGGCAUGAGGCCCAUGGGACCUGGUUCUGGCGGCGGGGGCGGCGGCGGUGGGUUGGGCGGGGCUCAGCAGCUUAUGGUGCCGCCUGGCCCGGGAGGCCCCGGUCUUGGGCCUGCGGGUCGGGGCGGCCGAGGCGGCAUGAUGGGUCGCGGUACGGGCCCCAGCGGAGGACCCGGUCGGCAUGCUCUGAUGCUGGCGGGCCGCGGCGCAGGCGGCGGACCCAUGGGUCCGGCCGGGGUAGGGUCCGGCAUGGGCGGACGUGGCGGCGUGCGGGGAAUGCAUCCCGGAGCUGGGAUGAUGCCGCAAAGGGGACCGCAAGCGGGUCCCAUGCAGGGGCCCUUGCAGGCUCUGCUGGCGUCUGCCGGCGUCAGCGGUGCGGCGGCGGAGUUGCUGCAGCAGCAGAUGUUGCGUGUUGCGGCCUCCGGGGGGGGCGGGCCGAUGAUGGCGACACUGGCAGCGGCUGGACUCACCAGCCCAGCGUUGGCGGCCAUGAUGCAAAACGUGCAGCACCACCAGCACCACCAGCAGCAGCAACAACAACAGCCGGCGUCGACGGCAGCUGCAGCGCCCUCAGGUGCUGCUGAGCUUGGGCCUGGGGGCUUCCCUGUUAGGCUUAUGCGCAUGUCCGACGGUGGUGAUGGGGCCCGGAUAUCAGACGAUGGCACCCGCAUGUCUGACGGCGGCGAUAAUGCCGGAGGCGGUGUGCGUAUCUCAGAUGACGGGGGCAAUACUCGCAUCUCGGACGGAGGCGGCAGCUUGCGGAUGUCUGACGGCGGCGAUGGCGUCGCGGAUGAGGCGGGGGCGGCGGUGGACAUGCCGAGUAUCUUUGCUCCGAUGGGGGCGCUGCCGCCUCCGCCGCCUCCUCAGCAGCGGCGCGGCGGGGGCGGUGAGGCGUUUUCGGAUGGCCGCGGGCCGAUGCAGGGGCGCAUGCAUGGUUCCUUCGAGGGCACUGCCGCAUCGCAAGGCAUGAUGCUGGAGGGUGGUCCGCUGCCGCUGCCGCCCCCUCCGCCCCCUGCUCGCCGCCGACCCGCAGCGGGUGCUACCGGGCUGGAUGCUGGAGGCCCUGGCGUUGCGGUGUCAGACCCGCAGCGACAGCAGCAGCAGCGACAGCAGUCUCCUUUCGUUGACGGCGGGGAAGGCACGGAUGAGGAGGAGCGACAGGCUCAGCGGGAUUGGGGCUGGCAGGGGUCGCAGCGGCAGACGACGUGGCAGCGGGCACAGCAACAGCAGCAACACCGGAGGCCCAUGAUUCUUAACCCACCGGCGUUGCCACCGCAGGGCGCUGCUGCUGCAACUGCUGCUGCAACUGCUGCUGCCGGACAGGGUCGCGCACGCAGCAGCAGCGGCGAGCUCGUUGGCGGCCCCCGGGGCGGUGAUGCGGCCGCGCCGGCUGUACAACCGCAGCAGCAGCAGCAGGAGUGGUGGGAGCGGCAGGAUGGGGAGCGGGAUGAGCAGCAGCAGCAGCAGAACCUUUAUUACGUUAGACAACAGCAGCAGCGACCGCGACCACAGCCACAGCAGCGGCUGCAGCAGGAGCAGCAGCAGCAAGCCAACGCUCGCUUGACGUCUCGGCCUUCGGGAGGGUCAGAAGCGGGGGCAGAUGGCGCAUCUGGGUCUGAGGGCCUAAACAUUUGGCGGCGGUUGGGAAACGGUGGUAGCGAGGAGGCGGGGGCAACAGCGGUAUCAGCAAGUAGGGGAGACGGGGAGGGCUUGGAAGGAGAGGGCGUGCUGGAGGCAGCAGCGGCAGCAGACCCGUUGAACCCCGCGGGAGCAGGAGGACCUUGGUGGGGAAACAGGAGGGGCUACGAGCGGAGCGGGUCUGCAGGUCGCGGCCCCCGCCUGCCGACUCCCCCUGCGCUGGACACGGCGGCUGGCGGCCCGGUGGCUGCCGGGGCGGGGGGCGCGCCUUCGCCCACUGGCCAUGCUCCUCGACCCGGGAUACGGCCUAACAAGUGGGUGCGUGGCGCAGCUGGACCCACGGGUCAGUCUGGAGCACCUGCAGCUCCUGCAGCACCCACAUCGCCCGCAGCAGCAGCGGUGACA